AUGGCCUUACCAAAAAGCACCCAAAUAAUAACUAAUAAAUUUGAACAAAAGAAUGUACAUCUCGAACACAAAGAUGUUAAAAUUCAUUUCAAGCCAUGGAAAGAUAAAUCAUCUUCAGAUGAUGUAUGGUUAACGGUUGAACAAGGUGUUAGCAGGCAAAUUUUUGUUAAUGCUGAGUGUUUUCGUUACUUAUUUGUUGAUCAUGAAGGUAAAGUAGAUGUUACCGUAGAGGCCGAAGAUAUUUUAGGAUAUUUCGACAGAAAUUUUAUAGGAUUGGGACUUGAUUUCUGGUUGGAUAGGUUAGAACCAGUCAUUGCUCAAUUUGUCUCCACUUAUAAGGGAGACGUUGACGAAAAAUUUUGGAGCAUAGCUCUUUUCGAUGUUCCUUACCUUAGUGGCUUGCCAACUCCUUCUUGGAAUGGAUGGAUAGGUUUUUUCGGUGCUAGGCAGGAUAAGGUUAACGAAGAAUAUGUAGUUUCACCUGUUAUUGGUUGGAACAUUGUUGAUAUUGAUAACAAAUGCUGUCCUUUAAAUAAAUGA
Molecule: messenger RNA, 540 nt
Organism: Diversispora eburnea
Lineage: Eukaryota; Fungi; Glomeromycota; Glomeromycetes; Diversisporales; Diversisporaceae
Source: the annotation of a GenBank genome assembly